AUCAGGAGAAGGCACCAAAGUGAUGGCCUGAACUUAUGGGAGGAAUGAGUGUCUGGCCAGACGGACAUUUGGGGGCCCACUGGGAAGUGUGAAGGGCCAGUUUCAGUAAGGGCAUGGCCAAAGCUUUCUUCAGGCUACAGAAGUUUCUCCGCCGGACCCAGUUUCUGCUCUUCUUCCUCACAGCAGCUUACCUGAUGGCUGGCAGCCUCUUGCUACUGCAGCGGACACGCUUGGUUAUCCAGCAAGGUUCGCGUGGGACCCCCACUAACCAGGCCCUGCCGGUGCUGGAGGAGAUGAGCAGGGUUGGGAUCAUAGAGCCCAGGACCCUGCAGAGCUCCCGCCCUGGCCUCAGACUGCUGGUGGGCAUGGAUGCGCUGCAGGAGCCAGCUCUGGACCAGCAGCACAGCCCGCACUGGCUCUUGUCUCGUAACUCAGAGCUCAGGCAGCUGAGGAGAAGAUGGUUUCACAGGCUCACCAGCGAGCAGGAGCCCCUGCAGACAGCAGGAUUUAAAGCAAUGAAGCACACUGCUGAACACAAAGGCACCUACAUGGGCUGCUUCACUCACGAUUCGAGGGAGAGGACGCUGAAGGGAGCUGUUUUUUAUGACUUAAGAAAAAUGACAGUAGCUCACUGUCAGGAAGCUUGUGCUGAGAGGGCUUACAGCUACGCGGGGCUGGCAUACGGAGCAGAGUGCUACUGUGGGAACACGCUGCCAGCUGCUGCCAGCAAGCCCGAGGAGUGCAACAGCGAGUGCAAGGGCGAGAAGGGCUCCGCGUGUGGAGGGGUGAACCGGCUCUCGGUCUACAGCGUGGAGCAGCUGCGGCCAGGAGCCAGGCGGAGGAGGAAUGUUAUCUAUCGAGGAUGUUUUAGAGCUCCAGAAAAUUUAACAGACACCUUUCCCGCCUCUUUGAUACAGCCCAAUUUGACGGUGGAGACGUGCUCUGAAUUUUGCUCCAAGAAAGAGUUCCCGCUGGCAGUGAUCCGAGGGCAGGAAUGCUACUGUGGGUACCCCACCAGGCAGUUCUCGCUGCACGAGGGCACGGACAGACCGCGCUGCAGUGGGACCCGCAACGCCAGCAGCGCUGCUGGAGGAGAGUAUUGCCUGGUCUAUCAGACACCUGUGCAAGACACCCGCUGCACGGACAGGAAAUUCUUAACCACAAAAUCCAAAGUAUUUGUUGCUUUGUCAAGCUUUCCUGGGGCUGGGAAUACGUGGGCACGCCAUCUGAUAGAGCAUGCCACAGGAUACUACACAGGAAGUUAUUACUUUGAUGGAGCCCUCUACAACAAAGGUUUUAAAGGAGAAAAAGACCACUGGAGAAGUAGAAGGACCAUCUGUGUGAAAACACACGAAAGUGGCAAGACAGAGAUUGAAAUGUUCGACUCAGCGAUCCUGUUGAUAAGGAACCCAUACAAAUCACUGAUGGCAGAGUUCAACAGAAAAUAUGCUGGGCAUCUGGGCUAUGCCACUGACCGCAACUGGAAGAGCAAAGAGUGGCCAGAUUUUGUGAACAGCUAUGCCUCCUGGUGGGCCUCCCAUGUCCUAGAGUGGCUGAAGUACGGGAAGCGUCUGCUCGUUGUCCAUUAUGAGGAUCUGAAGCAGAGCCUCAUCCCCAAGCUGAAGGAGAUGGUGGAGUUUCUGAAUGUGACAGUGACAGAGGACCGGCUGCUCUGUGUGGAGAACAACAGGGAUGGGAAUUUUAAGCGGUCCGGUGCUAAACAAAAGAAUUUUGAGCCAUUCACCCAGGAAAUGAAAGAUCUUAUCAACAGAUAUAUCCUGACAGUGGAUGAAGCCCUAAGGGGAAGAAACUUCUCAGGGCUGCCCAGGGAGUAUGUGCCAAGAUGAUAUGCUGGUAUCAUGCUGCUGUGGUUAAAAAUAUUUUUUUUUCCUUAAAAAAGCAGAAAAAACCCAAAC
Molecule: messenger RNA, 1916 nt
Organism: Pseudopodoces humilis (Tibetan ground-tit)
Lineage: Eukaryota; Metazoa; Chordata; Aves; Passeriformes; Paridae
Source: RefSeq, a predicted model, not a curated record